ACAAAAUUGUAUGGCCACACCUAUACAUACCUAUUCAUCAGCUUUCAUUAAAAAGAAUCCCCUCAAAUCAAUCGUUAGAUCGUGUUUCUUACUAAGACAGCAAAAGCAGAGAGUUGGGCUCACCCUGUAUCUUCUGUGAAAAUUACUUAUAAACAAAAACACUUCUAAUUUUGAAAUUAUGGCGACUAAGAGCGUAUACAAUCCAAGAGCCACUGUCAAACCAUAUCCUGCCUUUAAUGCUUACCAUGAUGCAGAAAAUCUUCGCAAUGCUAUGAAAGGACUAGGAACUGAUGAAGAUGAAAUUAUCGAUAUUUUGACAACUCGCACCAAUCUUCAACGACAGAAAAUAAUUGAAGCAUUUAAAGCAAGUUAUGAUCAGAGCCUGAUUGAUGAAUUGAAAUCGGAACUCGGAGGGUACUUUGAAUGUGUGGCUGAAGGUCUAAUGCUGACUCCUGGAAAAUUUGAUGCAAAGGAAAUGGCAAAUGCGAUGGAAGGUGCUGGAACCGAUGAGCAUGUCCUAAUAGAAAUUCUUGCUACACGGACCGCCCAACAACUUUGGGCACUUGCUGAAGCCUACCAAUCAGAGAACGCUUCAAGUUUAAAGGAUGAUCUCAAGUCAGAGAAUUCUGGUGACUUCGAGGAACUUUUACUGUCCCUGCUGAAGGGUAACCGUGAUGAGAGUUGCCGUGUGGAUGAAGAUCUUGCAAAUCAAGAUGCUAAAGGAUUGUUUGCUGCAGGAGAAGAUAAGUGGGGAACUGAUGAGACCACAUUUAUUAAAGUAUUUUGCAGGAGGAACUUCGCUCAUUUGCGAAAAGUGUUUGAUGAAUACUAUCAACUAACUAACAAAGAUAUUGAAGACACCAUCAAAGAUGAAAUGUCUGGCACAUUUCAAAUGGGAAUGCUAGCUUUGGUGCAAUAUGCAAAGAAUCCAGCUGCUUAUUUUGCCACAAAACUUUAUGAAUCGAUGAAGGGUGCCGGUACAGACGACAGAAGCCUCAUUCGAAUUAUAAUCUCUCGGUGCGAGGUGGAUAUGAUUGACAUCAAAGCUGAAUUUAUGAAGCAGUAUGGAAAGUCAUUAUAUUCGUACAUUCAGGAUGAUGUGGGAGGAGAUUAUAGAAAGAUCUUGCUGCGACUCUGUGGGAUGGAUGAUGCUGAAUAAUGCAGCACAUUUAAAGUUUCUGAAAAAGUGGCCAUAAUUAGGACUUUGGAUGUAAAAUGCAUAUCUACACUGUCUUGUUCAUUCCCAUUUACUUGCAUUCUGUAUACUUGAAGUAUUAAAGUUUCAAUUCACAAUAAAUUCAACAGUUGGGAUAUAGAGCUGGAUCUUGAAAUCCACAAUGUGUUUGCCUAACACAUUUUUAACCUUAAAUCAGUGUUUCCAUAAACACCAGAUAAAUAGUGCAUUUUUGUUCUUGUUGAACUGUUUCCCAUCAGUCAUUGUUUUAAAAAAUCUGUCUAAACAAAAAUCAGCGUUUUACACAAAAGACUGGUGUUUGAAAAACACUUAAAUUGGUUGGCAGCACUUAAAUUAUAUUUAAUAUGCUGAGCACUGAAUGUUGUAAUAAUGGAACACUUUAUCUUCUAAAUUGUGUUUUAUAUUUGUUGAACUAGGAAUCCUUAUUUGUGCUCAGCAUGAUGCUAUUAAAUGUUUAGUUGGGGAAGAGUUUCAUUUUGUAUCUACUGCCUUUUUGUUAUAAAUAUUUUGGUUUACAGCAGAUUUCGAUUUGAAGAUCCUG
This is a messenger RNA of Hemiscyllium ocellatum (epaulette shark), 1736 nucleotides long. RefSeq names its product annexin A4-like. The transcript is spliced from 12 exons. Gene Ontology annotation, molecular function: calcium-dependent phospholipid binding; calcium ion binding. Lineage: Eukaryota; Metazoa; Chordata; Chondrichthyes; Orectolobiformes; Hemiscylliidae. The coding region runs from base 179 to 1159 and encodes 326 amino acids. Gene Ontology annotation, cellular component: cytoplasm. The record is from RefSeq and is a predicted model, not a curated record.